AUGUCUGAUUCGACCAAGAUGGUUGGGUUGCACGACGUCGAAGGCGACAGUCCACUCGAGAAGUUCCUCAAGCUAUAUGCCAAGGCGCAGAGGCAGUAUAACAAGCUUCAACUCCUCAACACGCAAAGGACUGCUGAAAUGGCAAAGUAUUUGGAUAACCUCAGAUUCACCCAAGAGACGGCAGCGGGUAUAUUGAAGACCUGGACCACCGAGGCCAGGAAACGAGGCCCGGACGAUUCUGGUGUUGAAUCUUUCAAGAAUUUAGAUCAACAGCUACAUGACGACGUGACGUCGACGCGAGAGCAGUCGCGGGCUGUGAUGGACAUCGACUCCCAGGCGGGUACGAUGCAGUAUCAGCUCGCAAACAUCGAAUCCGAGAUGGUAACGGCUUUGGGAGAGUAUCUGAGCACGUUGCCAGGCUGCAAGCACCUGUUGGAGCGCAUGCACAAUUUACCCUCUGAAAGGCCGUCCACCCCGUCCGAUCGGUCUGAGGAGAUACCCGAGCAGGUACAGGCCUACUUUGAUGCUGUUGGAGAAUCGUCCAUCUUAAGGGAGUGUAUCUCCGAUCUGACUUUCACGUACGACGAAGAACGUGAGCAGCGCGAUUUCCGCAGAGAUCAGGAGAUAGAGCCAAGCACGCCCGAUUCCAUCUUCGAAUCGCGCCACAGCAAAGCUCAUGAAAAGCUGGUCGAGGAUCUCGCGCAGAAAUUGAAGACUGUGGAAGAUACCAGAGGGCUAUGCGAGGAUCUUGGGAUGGAUCCAGACUCGUUCCGCCGCCGCGAAGCUUCAUUUGUCCCCGAGCACCGCUUCCCGACAGCAUUUGAUGUUCGCCCAAACUGGCCAGGCCGGAGCACGCUCGACGAAGGAAUGCUCAACGCCGAACGGUUGGAAGGGUGGCUGGCAAGCACCACCGACGUGGACAGUAGCGAGGAGGCUUCCAGGAAGAAGUAG
Messenger RNA from Zasmidium cellare ATCC 36951, 951 nucleotides. RefSeq lists its product as uncharacterized. The record is from RefSeq and is a predicted model, not a curated record. NCBI's taxonomy places the organism in Eukaryota, Fungi, Ascomycota, Dothideomycetes, Mycosphaerellales, Mycosphaerellaceae. The transcript has a single exon. Bases 1 to 951 code for a protein of 316 amino acids.